This is a messenger RNA of Capsicum annuum, 432 nucleotides long. RefSeq lists its product as uncharacterized. NCBI's taxonomy places the organism in Eukaryota, Viridiplantae, Streptophyta, Magnoliopsida, Solanales, Solanaceae. The record is from RefSeq and is a predicted model, not a curated record. Bases 1 to 432 code for a protein of 143 amino acids. The transcript has 2 exons.
AUGAAAGACUACUCAAAGAUUAUCAGAAGAUCAAUCUUUAUCUUUCUGCAGAAUUUCCAGUUUUUCACUACUACAGCAGCAGUCCUUGCGUUCCCUUUCGCUGCCUCGGUACUUAUGAUACAAGCAUUCGUCCCAUCAACGUGUUUCCUCCAAGCGAUCCAUGAUCACCUGCAUGCUCUAUUUGAUGCAGCAGGAUUACCAUCCUCUUCAAAACUCUUCAUCCUUUUCAAUUCAAAGCUUUCUCAGACUUUUGCAAUCUAUUUUCUUGCAUUUCCUUUCACCCUUUCUUCUCUUCUUUUCGCGAAGGCGUCUGUGAUUGAAGCUCUCACUGAUCAGAAAUCAUCCAAGAAACCUGCAUUUUCUUCUUUUAACUCACUCUACAGUUCCCUUCUUUUCAGUCAACUUUGCAACUCAAUACAACGGGAGCAAUAA